Molecule: messenger RNA, 1437 nt
Organism: Fusarium sp. VM40
Lineage: Eukaryota; Fungi; Ascomycota; Sordariomycetes; Hypocreales; Nectriaceae
Source: the annotation of a GenBank genome assembly
AUGAAGAAUGAAACACAAGCUGACGACACAAUACAGUGCCAAGAACGUCCAGUAGACGCGCUCUCUCUGCGUCGCUCUAGCCGUCUGGCUGCCCAACCUCUUGUGCGUCGCAUUGCGCCAAUCAUCAUGAGCGGCCCAAGGCGCAAUCCUAAACGCAAGGCCGCUGAAGCAGCAAGCGAGGUGAAUCAUCUCAUCAACUCUGACAAUCUUCUCGACGAGGCACUAGCUCCGCUAUCCCAAGAUGAUAUCGAGCAGUGGGAAGGUUGGAUAGAGCUUGAAUCGGAACCUGCUUUCUUCAACAUCAUCCUACGGGAUCUGGGGGUUCGCAAUGUCAAGGCUCAGGAAAUCUUUACUAUUGGCCACGACUUGCUUGCACUUCUACCACAGCCAGUCUAUGGCUUAAUCUUUCUCUUCCAAUAUCUUCCGGAACUUCAAGAAACAAACCAGGAAGAAGAUGCAAAUGGUGUAUGGUUCGCGAAUCAAACUACAAAUAAUGCAUGUGCAACCGUUGCUAUGCUCAACAUCGUCAUGAACGCCGAGGGAAUCGACCUGGGUGAAAAGCUUCAAGCCUUCAAGAGGUCAACUAGCGACCUCAACACAGCACUACGAGGUCACCAGAUCAGCAAAAGCAAAUUCAUUCGCACAAUACACAACUCUUUUACACGCCGCAUGGACCAUCUCAAUGCCGACCUGUUCCUAGAAAACGAAGCCAUGGAUGCGAAAGCCAGCACCAACAAAAGGCGCGCACCCACAAAGAGAGGAAGUAGAGCUCUUCCACGAAAGAGGAAGGCCAAUUCAGAUUACGGCUUUCACUUCAUUGCCUAUGUUCCUGCAGGGGGUUAUGUGUGGGAGCUGGAUGGGCUUCAGAAAAAGCCUCAUCGGCUGGAUCGUGUACCUGACACUGGUGAUUGGGCAGCUGUCGCGACGCCGCAGAUCGAAGGUCGAAUGCUGCAAUACGAAGAGAGCCAACUCUCAUUCAACCUGUUGGCGCUCUGCCAGAGUCCUCUUGGCGCCCACUCGCAAACUAUUGCCCGUGCCAUUGCAUCUCUCCAAUAUCUCCACACCAGCGCCGAGUCCCUCCCAACAUUCAAAGAUCUUGUUUCUGCCGAAAGGUUUCCCCUUGACAUUGAAAGCGAGCAACAACUUGCAGAAUACAGCCUCACAAAAUCAGAUGUCACAAGUGCACAGAUCCCCGAAUCUCUACAAAAGAAGAUCCAGCGCGCGGGUUUUGACACUCAAUGCGCUUAUGAGCUUCACCAAGAACUUGUUGUCGAUGUCAAGGCCGCCAUGGGCGAGUAUCGCGCAGAACUGACGACAAUAUCAGAUGAUGAACAGCGAGUCAAGGGUCGUAAGAAAGACUACGGGCCAGCCUUGCACAAGUGGAUGAGCAAGCUUGCCGAGAAGGGCGUAUUGGAGGAUGUUAUCAAAGCGGCGUAG